AUGUCUUCUGCUCGGGCUGUGUCCGGUGACGCCGCGAGUGUCAAUAAGCGGGGACAGGCCUUGUCGUCGACACACGACGCCUUUUCGCUGCCAGUGUCGUCGCCAGGUUAUCACGGUGACGCGCUCAACGGCGACGCCUUCGACGACUCGGACUCUGUGGCGAGUCCAUCCUAUACAUACCCUCCACCGGCGUCGCCUGUUGCAUACGAUCUGGUGACGACGCCCAGUACGAGUGGUCGUCAAUCUUCUCUGCUCCCCUUGCAUCACACACCCAACUCCCCUCUCAAUGCGUCCACCUAUCCUCCGCUUGCGCAAACAUGGGACCGCCUGCGGAACUGGCUCGCGCGCGAAUAUCCAGAAUUGGGCGAUACGUUAAAUUGGGGCAUCCUCCCUGAAGACCUGGCGCAGAUCGAAAUGCAGUUCGGAUUUGAUCUUCCCAGCGCCGUGCGGGAGUCGUACCUCACGGUCGACGGGCAAGAGCCGGAAUCAUCGGCCGGAUGCUCUGAAGGCCUAUUCUUUGGGCUCACGCUCCUGCCACUCGAAGACGUGUUGGAAGAAUGGCGCUUCUGGCGGGAGGUAGACGACGACCCACAUUCCGGUGCCAAUGCUCGUCUAAGGGAAUCCAUGCAAUCGAUUCCUCCCGGAUGGAUCAGGAACGAGUACUCGUCAAGAGGAUGGAUACCGCUUGCGACGGAUAAGGCCGGCAACUACCUCGGAGUAGACGUUGCCCCGGGUGAGGGUGGCUCCCCGGGACAGGUUAUUAUAUUCGGACGCGACUACGACACAAAGGUGGUACUCUGGAGAGGCGACGGUCCCGGCGGGUGGGCAAAGUGGUUGGCGUCUUUCGUUGAGGAGUUGGAAAGCGGCGAAGGCUACGAGCUUGGGAUUGGGAGCGAUGGGAGUGACGGUAGCGAAGACGACGUGGGCUACGAGAGCUACUUCUUCGAUGGUAAGGGCCCCGGGGGUGGCGGAUCGGAUGCGAACGCUGGCGGCCUUCGUCUUGUCGGUGAGUAUCGCGGGUGGAGCGUCUUGGAUGCAUGGGCGGAUAGGAGCAUUAGGCGAUGGCAGGAAAGUGGUGUGCUCCAGGAUGAGACAUUGUCAUCCCAAACCCGGAAUAAGGUCCGGAACAGCAGGCUAGGACUGGGUGUCAUCAACAUCAACACCGGCAUCUCCGGUGCUGAGGUCCCAAUCCCCGUCCUUGCAGAAAUUCCAGAGGAGGGCGCUGUUAACGAGAAGACACCUACGACCUCCGGCAAAGUGCCCAGUAUUGCUGUGACAAAGCCUCCUGCGCCUAGACCCCUUGAGCUGCCCACGGAGCACGACAUCGGCCCGUACUCCCCAGAGGCGGACUAUGGCUCGGACUACCGUGACGGCGAUCUCGAGGCCGGCCAGGGAGUGUCCUUGGAAGACUUGAAUGGCUCGAACAGGACAUCGCUGUCCCAGAGCAGCGUCACAACACCGAAAGCCACGACCUAUGUGGACGCUGACGCUUCCCUCGUCCCUCUCCCUGGCUCCCCUCCUGCUACCAGGAAGAUUUCUUCCCAUGUUCCGAUUCCUCCGGUUGAGGACCUUCUCGCGGACUCAGCUCCGGCGUUGUCUGCCACCCCGAUUGAGCCCUCUCCGUCACCAUCCACCAGCAAAUCAUCAGAUAUUGCCAGCGUGCAGUUGCCACCCGCAGAGGAUAUCGAACCGAUCCCGGAUUUCUCUGCGGGUAUCCGCCUGGUCGGUGGCGGCGGUAGCUCGGGCAAGGUUGGUGAGGAAGCUCCCGAGCAGCAGGAGAGUGAUGCACCGGAUGCACCGGGGGACACUGAGGCCUCUCUGGCAGUGUCUACGAGCCCAUCACCAGCUGAGGGCACCACUCCAAAAGCUGAGAAGCGCAAGAGCGUCACUCAAGGACUAAAGAAAUUAGGUAACCUCGGUCGGCGAACGAACUCCACAAGUAGCGUAAAGAGUGCGAAGGACACGGCUUGAUUUGCUUCGAACUCGUAGUAGCCGGUCAUACUCUCAUACUUAAUCCCCAACAGUUUUUUUGGCCUCUCGUCACUUUGCGCUCCUUCGAACAUCACUUCUGGUUGUAACUGUGCACGUUCAUAGAUACCCUAGUACAUAUUCAAGAUGAUUAUGCGAUCGUUU
Punctularia strigosozonata HHB-11173 SS5 is the source of this 2133-nucleotide messenger RNA. RefSeq lists its product as uncharacterized. Gene Ontology annotation, cellular component: mating projection tip. Gene Ontology annotation, biological process: regulation of fungal-type cell wall biogenesis. The record is from RefSeq and is a predicted model, not a curated record. The transcript has 4 exons. Bases 1 to 1971 code for a protein of 656 amino acids. NCBI's taxonomy places the organism in Eukaryota, Fungi, Basidiomycota, Agaricomycetes, Corticiales, Punctulariaceae.